AUGCAAGAAGCUUCAUGGCAUAAGCAGGGGGAUGCCACUUGUGAGCGUGCAGUGAGUGCAGAUGUGGAGAACGGAUUCUGCACCAGGGACGGGAGUGUGAGGGAGCCCCUGGCGCCCCAGGGCACAGCAGCAAUGGGCAAUGAACACAAAAGGAACCUCAGAAGAUUCCUGGGUGAACGGUUCAGGUGCCAUCCCGUGGGCACGGCGGUGCUGAUUCUGCUGCUCCUGGUGCUGGUGCUGGCUUUGGGGGCGGCCUUGGCUGUGCCGGCAGCAGCAGAGCUUCUAGGUGCAGCUGCGACACCGCUGUUGGUUCUGGGCUGUCCCUUGGACUGGGUUGGGUACUAUGGGGUCUGCUAUGUCUUCUCACAGGAUUACAGCACGUGGGAGCAGGGUCAGGAACGGUGCUCCGAGCUCAAUGCCACCCUGGCCAUUGCCAAGGAUGAGGAGGCCAUGGAUUUCAUCUCCCACCUCUGUGAGGAUUUUGGUUUCUGGCUCGGGCUGCGCAGACGGGGCGAGCGCCUGCACUGGGGGGACGGCAGCAGCUACAGCUCCCGGGUUCCUGUGUUCGGCAAUUCCGAGUGUGUGUACCUGGCUGAUGAGAGAUUCAAGAGUGACAACUGCUCCAGUGAGCAGCCGUAUGUCUGCAGCAAGGCCCAAGCUCCCCUGUAA
Molecule: messenger RNA, 669 nt
Organism: Melospiza georgiana
Lineage: Eukaryota; Metazoa; Chordata; Aves; Passeriformes; Passerellidae
Product: C-type lectin domain family 2 member B-like
Exons: 5
Coding region: 1-669 (222 amino acids)
Source: RefSeq, a predicted model, not a curated record